CUUAUCAAAACUAGUGAAUUGGAAAAUCUGUUGGCAAUCAAUAAAAAGGUAAAAAGGAUAGCAUAGCUUGGAAAUUAUGUAGUCGUAUAAUUUUAGACACGAACAGGAGCAUUUUGACCGACUUUCGGCACCAUCCGGCUGCCUCUCCCACUGCUCCACCCCUACCCCUAUAGCGGACCGUACAGGUGAACACCCACCAGGACGUCGGUCGUCCUGGCAACCGUUUUCGUUACGAAAACUAAACGAAAACAAAACAGGACCCAAAGACAGCGCACGGACAACAAUACAGAGUCGAGACAACAUGCUCUGAAAAUUGGCUAGACAUCGGACGGAUACAUCCGUGGACAGCUCGAGGCCGCAGGAGAGAUUCUAUCCGCCGCAAAGUAUCCACAGCCACGCACCAGCCACAGCUUCCACAGGACUCGCAUUCGCAUACCCAGCUGCCGCCAGGACGAACGUGAACGGGACAACACUCGACGGCAUACUGGGGAACUGCAUAGACAUCGACUCGGUGGCCGUGGUGCAGCACAAGCUGGUGCACAGGAUCGUAGGCGGGAAGAUGUCGCCCCCCGUGCUGUACUAUCUGCCGCCCAGUCCGCCCUGCCGCUGUAUCCUGCUGCUGGCCAAAAUGCUGGGCCUGGACUUUGAGCUGAAAAUCGUCAAUAUCCUGGAAGGCGAGCAACUGAAACCCAACUUUGUGGCCAUGAAUCCGCAGCACUGUGUCCCAACCAUGAAUGACGAGGGUCUGGUGCUCUGGGAGAGUCGGGCAAUACUUUCGUAUCUGGUGGCUGCCUAUGCCAAAAGCGAUGAGCUGUAUCCCACGGAUAUACGGGUGAGGGCUCUGGUGGACCAGAGAUUGCAGUUCGAUCUGGGAACUCUUUACAUGCGACUUACGGACUAUUAUUUCCCUACCAUGUUUAUUGGAGCUCCAUUGGAUGAGGGAAAACGUGCCAAGUUGACGGAGGCUGUGGGCUGGCUGAACACCAUUUUGGAAGGAAAACAAUAUGCCGCCGCCGAGCACUUCACCAUCGCGGAUCUCACUCUAAUGGUGACAGUUUCCCAGCUGGAGGCCUUCGAAUUUGAGCUGCGACCCUACAAGCAUAUCCGGCAGUGGUUGGAACGCUGCAAGGAUCACAUGGCUCCUUUCGAUUACGAGGAGCUGAACGCCAGCAAGGCUACUCUGUUGGCCGACAUGUUUAGGGCCAAGAUGAACCAAACGGGGGGUUCUUAAUAUCUAUAAUAUCUCAUAUCUAUAAAAUAAACUCAUUAAUUUUGUAAGUGUUGUAUUAAAUAAAAGUAUUGUUCUGUC
Molecule: messenger RNA, 1309 nt
Organism: Drosophila ananassae
Lineage: Eukaryota; Metazoa; Arthropoda; Insecta; Diptera; Drosophilidae
Gene: GstD11
Product: glutathione S-transferase D7
Exons: 4
Coding region: 560-1231 (223 amino acids)
Biological process (GO): glutathione metabolic process
Molecular function (GO): glutathione transferase activity
Source: RefSeq, a predicted model, not a curated record